AUGGACUUUUUCAAGAAGAAAGGCCCUCUGAUGAAUUAUCACAUUUUCCGCUCGCCGCAUUUGGCCAACAAGUAUUGCGUCACGGAGGAGGUGGCUGGUAUGAUUGCCAAAACGCCGCUGGGAUAUGGGAACGAUGAGGAAGAUCAGCCGCAUGAUAUCUCGUCCGGGGCUCCUAGUUGGUUGGUCAUCGAUUAUUUUGAUUGGUACCUGAGUACCCCUGGGACACAAUGGCUUACGGAUUUAGAAUAA
Messenger RNA from Desarmillaria tabescens, 249 nucleotides. RefSeq lists its product as uncharacterized. The coding region runs from base 1 to 249 and encodes 82 amino acids. The record is from RefSeq and is a predicted model, not a curated record. NCBI's taxonomy places the organism in Eukaryota, Fungi, Basidiomycota, Agaricomycetes, Agaricales, Physalacriaceae. The transcript has 2 exons.